Molecule: messenger RNA, 1642 nt
Organism: Budorcas taxicolor (takin)
Lineage: Eukaryota; Metazoa; Chordata; Mammalia; Artiodactyla; Bovidae
Gene: TMEM97
Product: transmembrane protein 97
Exons: 3
Coding region: 48-578 (176 amino acids)
Cellular component (GO): endoplasmic reticulum
Source: RefSeq, a predicted model, not a curated record
UUCCGGUGAGCGUCGUCUCGGCUCCCGGUCAGCCCAGCCGACGGACGAUGGGGACUCCGGGCGCCCGGCGCGGCCUAGAGUGGUUGCUGGGCUUCUACUUCCUCUCCCACAUCCCCAUCACCCUGCUCAUGGACCUGCAGGGGCUUCUGCCACGCGAUCUCUACCCCGUCGAGCUGAGAAACCUGCAGCAGUGGUAUAUCAAGGAGUUCAAAGACCCUCUGCUCCAGAACCCCCCGGUGUGGUUCACGUCCUUCCUGUUCUGCGAGCUUGUGUUUCAGCUGCCUUUCUUUCCCAUUGCAGCAUAUGCCUUCUUCAAAGGAGGCUGCAAGUGGAUCCGCAUCCCUGCCAUCAUCUACUCGGUUCACACCAUGACAACUCUGAUUCCCAUCCUCUCCACGGUGCUACUCGACGAUUUCUCCAAAGCCAGUCGUUUCAGAGGACAAGGACCUAAGACUUUCCAGGAACGACUAUUCCUGAUAUCUGUCUAUAUCCCCUACUUUCUCAUCCCUCUUAUACUUCUGCUUUUCAUGGUGCGGAACCCCUACUACAAGUCUGAGGAGAAAAGAAAGAAAAAAUGAAAGAAAUGCCCCCAGGUCCAGGGGAGAGGUGACCACUGGGCAGUUUCCUGUUGGACCCAGUACCAGGAACAGUGCUCAGAACCCAUGUUUUCAGUAGAAUCUGAACCAUACCAGCAGCAACACACAUGAGCAAGACCCUGGCAGGAGACACACCAAACCCUCACCUUCCAAGGGCUUUGACACAGACUGACUGAUAACCUGAGGACGGGCAGAGGGGUGUGGGCUAGGUGAUAGGAAGUGGUACCAAAGGUCUCCUCAGCGUGUCCCCAGGUGCCACUGCAGGAUUACUCAAAGCAGAACCAGACCAGAAAUAAGAUAAACUUCCAAGAAACAUGGCCUGCUUGGCAUGUUCGUGAGUCAUUCGACUCACAGGAUACAUGUGACUAAAACUAUGACUCAUGAGUCUCUACAGAAUAUCACUGAUGAGCAAAAUUCAGUCUGAAAUUACACCUCUCUACUAUUCAUUAAAAAUUGUUUCCUUGCCCUUCCCCCUAGGUAGGCGUGAAGUAUUCUGUAAGAGGUUAUAAAUUUAGUUUUAAGAUUCAACCUUGGCAUGACUUUCAGUUGGAAAUGGAUCAAACUGGAAGGUAUAUUGUUUCUGUCCUAAAACCGGUCAUCCCAGGAGAAGAGAAUUUUUAAAGUCUCCUUGUUCAUUCUCUUUCUAAACCUUAGUCUUCCGUUAGUUUUUACAGACCACAUGGGUUCCUUUACUCUGAGGUCUGGUGUCUCAAGCCUGAGCUGGAGGAAUGCUUCCUACUGGAUAACUUCAUCCUACCAAAUAGUUUCAUAAUUCUUUGUCCUGUACCCAGUUGGGGUAGGGGUGGGGGGCUGGCCAUGACAGGUCCAGUGUGUGCAGAUAAGGGCUCUUUAUUUGGUAUCCUAAUAGCUUUAAGUUCAUACUCGAGGCCGACUCAGAAAGACUUGUGAACGCACAGGAAAAACGGUAGAUGCUGGUCCUGGUUAGUUCCCCCUUCUUGCCUAUUUUGCUUACAAGCCCUAAUGAUCUGAUUUUGGGGGAAUAUCAUCUGACUCGUGUGUCUGGUCAAAAUAAAGGUAGCUGCUGA